CCCGCCCCUCUUCCUCACUCUCUCACUCUGCCCGUCGACCCUUCAGCCUGAGUCCCCUCCCUCUCGCCGUCCUAAAAAACAUAGACCCGCUCUCUCGCCGUUGCACCUCCCCUCACGGCCUCACCUCUCGAGCCGUUCCCAUCGCACACACAGCCCCUCGGCCCCUCUCUCAACGCUGCUCUGCCCUCUCUGUAUCUCACCGUCUCACUCUCACGCAGCCCUCCCUUCUCUGACGCAGCCAGCAGCCCCUCUCUCACGUCUCUCUGUCUUUGACGUUUGCAUGGUAGCCCUUCAAAUUUUCAGAUUGCAGGCUGCCUAUAUUUAAUUAUAGAGAGAGCAUAUUUUUCAACCUUCACAGUAGGCAAGAGCUGCGGCAGACUCGCAGAGCGCAGCUUUUGGAGGUGCUUUAUAUGGGGCCGCCCGCCCUAUAUAAAAGUCCGACCCCUCACGCUCAAUGCUCAGCUCACGCGGCACAUGUAUCGUUCAUUCAACGGUAACUCAACGAAGAGUGCGUGAAGAGAGCUUCGAUUUUCUUCGAUCUCGAGAUCCUGUAAUUUCAAAGAAAAUGCCGGGAAAGAAAAACAGAAAAAUGGUUUCAAAGCCGAGCCAACCGACUACAAGUGCCUGCUCUUUGUCAGCUCUGAUUAGCAGGUCAUGAACUCCGUAAGACUCAUUACGAAGCAACACCCCAUCAUUUCUCUGAUAGAAUCAGACUCCACCUUCAAAGAGCUCAAGCAAAUCCACUCCCAACUGCUACUCAACGGUCUUCAUCACUACCCUCACCUCCUGGGCCAAUUUGUAGCCACCGUAGCUCUCAAGAACCCCAUCAAUCUUGAUUAUUCUCACCAAGUCCUCGACCAAUGUGGGAACCCUACCCUCUUCCCCUUAAACUCUAUGAUCAGAGCCUACUCCAAGAGCCCAACCCCUCAAAAGAGUUUUCACUUCUUCAACAGAAUUCUCCAAUCCACUCACAAUGUCUCUCCUGAUAGCUAUACCUUCAAUUUCUUGGUUCGUGCGUGUGCGCAGCUCUUGGCACGCGAGACCGGUCCGGCGGUGCAUGGUGCCCUUAUUAAACACGGGUUUGAGCACGACCCACAUAUUCAGAGUGGGUUGAUUUUCAUGUAUGCUGAAUUAGAUUGCUUGAGUUCAUGCCACCGGGUGUUUGAGGAAAUUUGUGAGCCAGAUUUAGUGUGUCAGACUGCUAUGAUCAGUGCUUGUGCGAAACACGGUGACGUUGGUUUUGCAAGGGAGUUGUUUGAUAUAAUGACUGUGAGGGACCCCAUUGCGUGGAAUGCGAUGAUUGCAGGGUAUGCACAGUGUGGAAAGUCUAGGGAGGCACUAAAUUUAUUUCAUUUUAUGCAGAUGGAGGGUGUGAGGGUCGAUGAGGUGUCUAUGGUUUCGGUCUUAUCUGCAUGUACCCACUUGGGUGCAUUGGAUCAAGGGAGAUGGGCGCAUGCAUAUAUAGAGAGAAACAAGUUAAGGGUGACGGUGACGCUGGGAACAGCACUGAUUGACAUGUAUGCAAAAUGUGGAAACAUGAAUAAGGCGAUGGAAGUUUUCUGGAGAAUGAAAGAAAAGAAUGUGUAUACUUGGACUAGUGCCAUGGGUGGGCUAGCUAUGAAUGGAUUUGGUGAGAAAUGUCUUGAACUUUUUUCUCUCAUGAAACAAGAUGGGGUUCUACCAAAUGCGGUCACGUUUGUCUCGGUUCUUAGAGGUUGUACUGUGGUUGGACUGGUUGAAGAAGGUCAUGAGCAUUUUGAAUCAAUGAGCAGAGUGUAUGGUAUUGAGCCUCAGCUCGAGCACUAUGGGUGUAUGGUGGAUUUAUACGGUCGGGCUGGCCGGUUAGAUGAAGCCCUAAACUUCAUCAAUAGCAUGCCUGUGAAGCCUCAUUCGGGUGCUUGGGGAGCUUUUCUUAAUGCUUGUAGAAUGUAUAAGAAUACAGAACUGGGUGAACUUGCCUCAAGAAAGAUAGUGGAGCUGGAGGCCAAGAAUCAUGGUGCUUUUGUAGCCUUGUCAAAUAUGUAUGCUGAUUCCAAGAAUUGGGAAAAGGUUAGUAGUGUGCGAGAUAUUAUGAAGGCUAAAGGUGUGAGAAAGCUCCCUGGUUGUAGUGUUAUAGAGGUAGAUGGUGAAGUUCAUGAGUUCUUUGUUGGGGAUAAGUCCCACCCAAGGUAUGAUGAAAUUGAGAUGAAGUUGGCAGAGAUCUCAAAGCGGCUAAAACUAUCAGGUUAUGUGGCUAUCACCAACCCUGUGUUGUUUGAUAUAGAAGAGGAAGAGAAAGAGGAUGCUUUGUGUAAACAUAGUGAGAAGAUAGCCAUUGCUUUUGGCUUGAUCUCUUUGAAGGAAGGUGUACCCAUUAGGAUCGUAAAGAACCUCAGGGUUUGUUGGGAUUGUCAUGAAGUAACAAAAAUGAUAUCUAAGACUUUUAACCGAGAGAUUGUCAUGAGAGACAGGAAUAGGUUUCACCAUUUUCAAGAUGGCGACUGUUCUUGUAAGGGUUAUUGGUGAAAUAACUCGACGUUUUCAGCUUUCCAUUAAUUUAUUCAAGGCGAGUUUAUUUAUUCUCUGACUGUGAUAUCAUUUGUAAUUUUUUUGGCUCUUAAUCAUAAAUAAAAAAGAUAGAUAAUAUACUUAAUUUCCUGAGUUUCCUCUCGUUGUCUGUGUGGUGUAUGCCAUUGGAGCCCAUUCUUGUACAGUGUAAUGUAUUUGGACAUUUAAGAGGAUUUUAAAGAGCGAGCUGGGGGUUAAAACAUUCCACAUGUCAAAUAAUUGCCUCACAUGUUGUACAUUGAUCUAGAUUCUGAAAAGUUAUUUGAUGUACUGCAAGUGCAAUCGAAGAUCAGACUGAAUUCUUGAA
Molecule: messenger RNA, 2854 nt
Organism: Juglans regia (Persian walnut)
Lineage: Eukaryota; Viridiplantae; Streptophyta; Magnoliopsida; Fagales; Juglandaceae
Product: putative pentatricopeptide repeat-containing protein At5g40405
Exons: 4
Coding region: 655-2505 (616 amino acids)
Biological process (GO): RNA modification
Molecular function (GO): zinc ion binding; RNA binding; protein binding
Source: RefSeq, a predicted model, not a curated record